Molecule: messenger RNA, 1751 nt
Organism: Marchantia polymorpha subsp. ruderalis
Lineage: Eukaryota; Viridiplantae; Streptophyta; Marchantiopsida; Marchantiales; Marchantiaceae
Source: the annotation of a GenBank genome assembly
AUGCCAGUCGAGUUCGCCUCAUUGGCUUCGCCAUCGGCUCGCCGAUCGGCUUCACAGCAGAGAUCUCAUCCGCUGCUGUGGCAGAGCGUGCAGUCUCGCUUCGAGAAUUUGUCCAGCUCGGCCGCGGGGCCCAUCUAUCGGGACGUAAAGCGGUAUGAUGUUAUCUUCAUCCUCGGGUCCGGAGAUGUCGACGACCACUGUCGCAAUGGAGCUGCAGCCACGGACUCUGCUUUUGUUCCACUUUCGAGCUCUUUCUCCUGCCUGCAUCUUAACCUGGCGAGGGCUUUGCGUUAUCGAUGGUCGCAGCUCGUUCGCGGAGUCUCGGCUUUAGCCAGGGCUUUAGCCACAGGACUGCGAAAAAGUACAACACACUGGCCACUGCUAGUGUCAAAUGAUUGAAUGCGUACCACUGUGUACCGCAUUGGUCGGUAGCUCUGCGGGACCUCGACCAUCGCUGUCGUUGAGGAAAUCCAUCAGUCAGUGCAGACCAGAAAUGUAGAGCAACGGACUCGGGCGAGGCUCGCAUUGCGAGAAUAAGUCGUUAACGACCACGGGCUGCUAGAUUCGCACGACGACGACCGGCCGAUUCGAUUCGAUUCUAUCACUUUAGCUCUUCUCGCUUCAUCGUCUACGAGAUUUUUUAUCUCCGAGAUAUUUACCUGCUCUUCAAAACUCUUCUUGCUCGAGAUUGAAGUUCAUGAAAAUGGAAAGGAAGUCGAUGCGGAUCAUAUUUUGAUCUUAUCCUUGGUGCACUUCGGUCGGAUCAGUAAAGAUCAAGGUUCCCUCGGGCUUCGGUCCUCUCAGGUGACAACUGCUUCAGAAGGAAAGAACAAACCGCUACUGGUGCCAUGUUGGAUAUUGUUACUUGUAUCGACUACUGGUAUGUAACAGAAAGCUCGGUCCACGUGAGAAAUCGAUGUGACCGGUCUAUGUGGUACAAGCGAACUAUGUCCUUGGAUCCGCUUGUGCAGUAGAGCAGCGAGCGAGCUCGUCCAUCCAGUCCACUGGAAGAUUACGACCGAUAAAUCUUGUCGGUGUUGGUCGACGAUAACUUUAGGGAAAAUCAGAAUCACCUCUGUGUGCAAGGGAGCAGAUGAUUGAUCCUCGGUCGAAUCGAAAUUUCUGGAACCGACUGUGCUGAGUGACACAAUGAAUCACAGGGACUUUGCAUCCACAUACCAUGUUCAGGUUGUCGUUGACGGAUCAGAUUGCUUUUCUCUCUGCCAUGGCUUUGCCAAUAUUCAGUUUCUCCUGUCAGGUAUCAUGGCCCUCUUCGGUUCCCAGUGGACUUUGUGUAGCUUUCUGAACUGACUCCAUGGCCUGAUACCGAAUCUUAAUUCCAUGCUUCAACCCGGACACAUGCACAGCCAUCAUAAUGUUCAGGUAGUUUUCAGAAAUGUACCAGGACGUGACUUAAUUGGAUCUCAGUUGGCCACCAGACAGGCAGAGACACCAUUUCAGGUGUGACUUCUUUGGACCCCUCGUCUCUUGUCCUCCGUGUCGGUGGAGGUGCCAGUGUGGCAUUACAUUAUGUAAGUUUACAAGUUGGCUGAUGCCAUACAAGAAGAUUCGAGUUGAAAAAACCAUUUCCUUUCCUGGUCACACCAACCUCAUCACACCAUGAGGUCGAAGUUUACCACACAACUUUUACUCACCAGGAGAAAUUUCACUCAAGCUUUCGGUUUAUCAAUAGUGACUUUCCGAACUACCGCCAGUAGGUUCAACUCCCUACUUAGGAAUUCAAACUUGCA